AUGGAGGGGGUGAGCGCGCUGCUGGCGGGCGGCCCCUCGGCGGGCCUGGCCGGGGGGCUCGGGGUGGCCGCGGGCGCCGCCGCCGCCGGCCUGCUCUUCUACAGGAUCGCGCGCAGGAAGAAACCGACGCAUAUGACCGUCAACUGCUGGUUCUGCAACCAGGACACGGUGGUGCCCUAUGGGAACCGCAACUGUUGGGACUGUCCCAACUGCGAGCAGUACAACGGCUUCCAGGAGAACGGUGACUACAACAAGCCCAUCCCGGCCCAAUACAUGGAGCACCUGAACCACAUAGUCAGCAGCAGCAGCAGCAGCAGCAGCCCCAGCUUCAGUGACGCCUCCCGGCCCCAGCAGUGGGUCAGCAGCCAGGUCCUCCUGUGUAGAAAGUGCAACAACCACCAGACCACCAAGAUCAAGCAGCUGGCGUCUUUCUCCCCCCGAGUGGAGGGCAAAUACGACGAGGAGAUUGAGGUGUACAAACACCACCUGGAGCAGAUGUACAAGCUGUGCCGGCCCUGCCAGGCGGCAGUGGAGUACUACAUCAAGCACCAGAACCGGCAGCUGCGGGCACUGCUGCUCAGCCACCAGUUCAAGCGCCGAGAGACGGAUAAGACCUACAUGCAGAGCUUCUGUUCAUCUCCAGUGACCACACCUGCCCAGGUCAUCCUCCUGCGCUUCCUAGCCUUCCUGAGCUGUGCCUUCCUGCUGGCUAUGGCCCUGCUGGGCACUAGUGACCCUCUUGCCCCCACCACGCCCCCUCCGCCCAUCCUGCCCGCUGGGGGCAACGACUCAUCUGCCGAGGCCUCGGCCCCCGGCCACACAUCCCCCCCGGGGGCUGGGGGCUGGCGGCGGCUACUGCGCCUCCUGCCUGAGCCUUCAAUGGAGAAGCUGCGUGAUGCCUGGGGCUUUGGCCGGAGUCAUCAGAUGGGCCUAGUGGCGCUGGGCCUGCUGACCUGCCUGCUGGCCAUGAUGCUAGCCGGACGGAUCAGGCUCCGGAGAAUUGAUGCCUUCGCCUCGUUCCUGUGGUUCCUGGUAUUGGGGCUGCACCUGAUGGAGCGAUACCUGCAGAUGGAUGCCCCCAGCUGGCUGGACACCUUCAAGCUCAGUGCCACGUCCCUUUGCUGCCUGGUCUCCCUCACUGCGGCCGUGGCCACGCGGAAAGCAACGGGCCAGCGGAGGUACCGGCCCCGAAGGUACCUCUCCGGCGACUCCAAGGUGCUCUUCCCUAGCGGCAACGGGCUCGGCUGCCCCGUCCCGUCACCUUCUCUGUUCGUCCCGGCUCCUCCCAGCUUCCUCCAGCUGUCCAGCCAGCAGUUCUUCCGAUCCCCACGCCGAGCGUCCUCGUCCUCGCUCCCGGGACGCCUCAACCGGGCCCUCUCGCUGGGCACCAUCCCCUCCCUGACGCGCACAGACUCUGGGUAUCUGUUCAGUGGAAGCCGCCCACCCUCCCAGGCAUCCCAGACCAGAGAGGCCCCUGGGUCAGAUUACUUCUCUCUGCUGUCAGGGAGCUGUGCGCCCUCUCCGCUACCGUCCCCGGCCCCCUCCGUGGCCGGCUCUGUGGCUUCCAGCUCCGGCUCCCUGCGCUUCCGCCGGCCCCUCAUCAGCCCCGCCCGCCUCAACCUGAAGGGACAGAAGCUGCUGCUGUUCCCAUCCCCCGGGGAGGCUUCCCUCACCCCAAGCAGCUCAGACGAACCCGCCCAUCCCGACGGCAGCAUGUUCACCGUGGAGCUGGCCCGGAGCUCCACCAAAGGCCGGCCAGAGCAGGGUCUCCCCCCAGACAUGAAGUCUUUCAUGGAGGGUGGCAGCGUCUGCAGCAACCACUCGGGCAAGAAAGAAGACAGCUCAUCGCACUCAUCAGCCUGUGUGGUGGACACCACCACCAAAGGCUGCCCAGAGGAGGUGGGCAGCUGGAGAGGUCGCCUUGGCAGCUCUCUCCUCAGAGGUCUCCUGGCCGUCAGCUUGGCCGCCAACGCUCUCUUCACCUCAGCUUACCUGUACCAGAGUCUGCGCUAACUCAGCCCUUCAUCCUGCAGUCGUUCCUCACCCCACCCCACCCCACCCCCAGGGACCCUCAAGCCAGAGGAGCCGG
Molecule: messenger RNA, 2089 nt
Organism: Tachyglossus aculeatus (Australian echidna)
Lineage: Eukaryota; Metazoa; Chordata; Mammalia; Monotremata; Tachyglossidae
Gene: TMEM201
Product: transmembrane protein 201
Exons: 11
Coding region: 1-2013 (670 amino acids)
Biological process (GO): nuclear migration along microtubule
Cellular component (GO): nuclear inner membrane
Molecular function (GO): actin filament binding; lamin binding
Source: RefSeq, a predicted model, not a curated record